AUGAUUGUUCGACUUCGACGGACCUGGGUUCAGCCCCUUGGUCGAUGCAUCACGGCGGUGCUCCCACCGUUCAAUUUCCUGACGCUCCAUUACGCUUACUUUAUCGCCACCCCGUUGAUUUGCAGCAUCAUCUUCUGGGGUGCGGCCACUCCUUCGCGGAGUAUCGAUUAUGCCGAUGCUCUAUUCAUGUGUGUCAGCGCGAUGACCGGGGCUGGGUUGAACACGGUGGAUCUCUCGUCCCUCAAUACCUUCCAGCAGUCCAUCCUAUUUGCGCUGCUGAUACUUGGACACGUCAUCUUAAUUUCGAUCACCGUCCUUCUUGUUCGCAAGAGAGCGUUCCAGCUUAAAAUCAAGAGUUUUUCAGACGAGUGUGUGCGGAAGGGUUUCUUCCGACAUGCUUCCAAGCCUGGUGCUUCCAAUGAAGGAGCAGAUAAUACCCAUGAUUUGCAAACGAGGGAGGUCCAUGAAACUGCGGGCACGAAGGCCUUCGACGCAGAAAGUCGCUCGGAGGAGCCCGCGCACACAACUGACGAUGACCGUAUCCGAUGGGUCGACGACGACCAGGUCACCGUUGGUCAUCCGCAGUCGCGCCAUCACCACCACCAUCAUCGAGUCUUCCCCAUGGCGGGAGUGGGUGCUCGAUUAGACUUGAAUAAUCAUCCUCGAGAUGUCGCGCGAACGGUGCCCCUGGCAGACGCUGAUGACGAUAUGACCCGCCCUGGAGGGAGCUUGAAGGGCACACAGAAAUAUUUCUCGUCGAGUGGGUCAAUCUCGCGGAAUUCCCAGUUCCACGGUCUCACGCCCGAGGAACGUGAGCAAUUGGGCGGAGUAGAGUACAAGGCGGUCUCCGUUUUAUCCGUCAUCGUUGCCCUGUACUGGGGAUUGUUCUUGAUUAUCGGCAUCGUGGGUAUGGGGGGCUGGCUAGAAGCGAACCAUCCAGAAAUUCCUCGGGCAAACGGCCUGUCACCGUUCUGGACAGGCGCUUUUUUCGCCGUUUCGGCCUUUGUCAACAGCGGGAUGUCUCUCCUCGAUGCGAACAUGACUGCUCUCCAAACGAAUGUAUAUCCGCUCCUUACAAUGGGAAUGUUGAUUCUUGCGGGGAAUACUCUGUACCCCUGCUUUUUGCGAUAUAUCAUCUGGGCUAUGAGACGCCUGGUGCCAAAUCACCCGUCGUGGGAUACAUGGAAGAUCACCCUAGAUUUCAUUCUCGACCAUCCAAGAAGGGUUUAUACGAAUCUUUUCCCCGUUCGCCACACAUGGUAUCUGCUGGGGACAAUUAUCAUCCUGAAUGGAAUCGACUGGGCCGGUUUUGAGAUACUUGCCAUCGGCAACCGAGAGAUCGAGACGCUUCCAGCAGGCUAUCGGAUUCUUGACGGGCUGUUCCAGGCGAUAGCUGUGCGUUCCGGGGGUUUCUACGUUGUGACUAUCUCUGAAUUGCGUCAGGGUUUACUGGUUUUAUAUGUCCUGAUGAUGUAUGUCUCGGCAUUCCCAGUUCUAGUAACCAUGAGAAACACAAAUGUCUACGAGGAGCGCUCCUUGGGCAUCUACGCCUCGGAUGAGACCCUCGGGCCAUCUGGCGAGAAAUCCCCCAGCAUCGUCAUGAGCCUGAUACGACAUCAUCUUCUCGGACGACAGGAUGUUUCCACCACCGAAGCAUCCCGCAGCUACUUCGUCCACCAACAGCUUCGGUCCCAACCCAGCCACGACAUCUGGUGGAUUGCCCUGGCCGUCCUCUUUAUCGCCAUCGCCGAAUCGUCCCAUUACACCGACGACCCCAUCGCGUACUCGACCUUCAACAUCAUUUUCGAGGUCGUCUCCGCCUACGGCUGCGUCGGGAUCAGCGUCGGCUUCCCCGGCAAGAACUACUCGUUCUGCGGCUCGUGGCACACCAUCAGCAAGCUGAUCUUGGCUGCCGUCACCUUGAGGGGCCGUCAUAGGGGUCUUCCUGUUGCGAUCGACCAGGCGGUCAUGCUGCCGAAUGAAUCGCUCGCCUGGGCGGAGGAGGAAGACGCGGUCUUGAGACGUGAGCAGACACGCGCGUAUGGAAGUGAGAAGAUGCCUAUGGGUAUAGUUUAG
Messenger RNA from Aspergillus clavatus NRRL 1, 2076 nucleotides. Its product is annotated as putative potassium transporter. Lineage: Eukaryota; Fungi; Ascomycota; Eurotiomycetes; Eurotiales; Aspergillaceae. Gene Ontology annotation, cellular component: plasma membrane. Gene Ontology annotation, molecular function: high-affinity potassium ion transmembrane transporter activity. Bases 1 to 2076 code for a protein of 691 amino acids. Gene Ontology annotation, biological process: potassium ion import across plasma membrane; intracellular potassium ion homeostasis. The record is from RefSeq and is a predicted model, not a curated record. The transcript is spliced from 9 exons.